GUUGUUUAGCUAAAUAGGUGAAUGUAUUUCGCGUCAAAAUCCAAAACUUGUCGUAAAUCUGAGUGGUUCGUCUAUAAAUUGUAGUCCUGCGUAAUAAACCCUCAUUCGUCACGAACUUAAAUCAGUUGAAAUUGGAAGAUGAAUAUCAGCUUGGAACUAUCUUCAACACUUUGGAUAAAAUGUGGCAGUCUUAUUUUCUUGACAUGUCAAACCUCCUGCCUAAUUUUAUUGAUGCGUGUUUCACGUUCAGUUCAGAAUUCGGAGUUAUACUCAGCUUCAACGGUUGUUGUAUGUAGUGAAUUUCUAAAACUUCUACUGUCGAUAUUUUUGGUUUUAUCCCAAGAAGGUGAAAUUAAACGUAGUAUUUCAUCAAUAUAUAAUCAAAUAAUUGUUCAGUAUGAUGAUAUGAUUCAAAUUUUAAUUCCCUCAACUCUUUAUAUUGUACAGAAUAAUUUACUAUAUUUUGCCAUUUCACAUUUGAAUGCUGUUUUAUAUCAGAUACUUUAUCAGAGUAAAAUAUUCACUACUGCUAUGUUUAUGAUACUAUUAUUAAAUCACCGCCUACGUUCAACUCAAUGGUUUGCUCUCUUAUUACUCAGUACAGGUAUUAUCUUAACACAGUUGCCUUCAUUAGAUCAAUCAACAUCGAGCAGUGAAUUCCAUUCAAAUUUUUAUGGGUUGUUGGCAAUUUUAUUGGCUUCUUUUACUAGCGGCUUUGCUGGUGUUUACCUUGAGAAAAUAUUUAAAGGAACGUCAACUUCGAUCUGGAUGCGAAAUCUACAGUUAGGUCUCUUCGGCGUGCCAAUCGGUCUGUUUGGAGUCUUCAUUAACGAUGCAUCAAGAGUCAAAACUCUGGGUUUUUUUUACGGUUACACACCUAUCGUUUGGAUUGUAGUUAUUCUUCAGGCGUUUGGAGGGCUAGCAAUAGCCUUUGUCAUGAAAUAUGCUGAUAACAUUUUGAAAGGUUUCUCUAUGGGUCUAUCAAUGAUUCUGUCAUCUCUCAUAUCUUAUUUCCUGUUUGAUGACUUUACUCCAAACAUGUAUUUAUUUGUCGGAUCCAUAUUAGUUAUCAGUGCAACGCUAAUAUACGGUCUCCCCGCAAAGUAUGACGCAGUCUACCCAAACGUAAACAAAGCAUAAACUUGCAGGAAAUGUUACAUCAACAUAGUGAUAACAAUCAAAUUGUAAAGUGUUUUUUUCUGGAAAAAUAAAAAUGACAAUCUGUUAUAACGCUCGGAUUUCCUUUGUCUUUACGAAUGGGACGCUAAUUUGCCGUAGACGUAUAUCUCCAUUAGAUUUCCUCCCGGUGUCUAUUCUACAGGACUUCAACACAACUCAGAUCAAGAACACGUGAUUAGUCUGACUGAAACGUAAAUAUAUUUACACCAAAAACCGACAACAAGCCGACACAAUCCAGCAACAAUCGAUAACAAUAAUAACGAUAAGAAAAUAUAUAACUUAUCUAACGCCUGUCAGACUAUCUACAACCAAUCAUUCUCGCCCACACGUCACAAUCUUAUAAAAUAUCUACGGCGUUGUACAAGUGUUCAUUGAUUGAGAAUGCUGAGGAACAGUGAUUUCAUUAUCACUGGUAUCAUAAGUAUGGAACUCCGUAGGACUUUCCUGUCUUUGGAAUACUGAUAAUGCGGGUACAGAGUACUUUUCUGCUGCCGCCAACGCUAAUUCCUCUGCAUCUUUUGGUGAAUGACCAUUAUCCAGCUCAGAAAAGUACGUGACAGUAAAUGCUAAACCAUCAUGCAUGAUAUUAUGGAUAGGGUCUAAGUCGACCAGUUCAUUACCUAAUUCUUCACCUAAUACAUCGACAGCAGGUGAUGGAUGAGGAAGAUCAUAUUUUUGGUGUGAUUCAACACGGCAACGAGGAGAAUGUUGUGCUACGCUCAAUCCGCUUAAAGAGUAACACGUGUGAUACGCAUCAGGGUUUUUUCCAGGUUUAUCAAUUAAUCCACCAUCAGAAGUAGAUACAUCGUAUUCAGACGUGAAAUUUUUAUUUGAAGACGACAAUUUUUCACCAGAAGAAUCAUCUGCAUGCACACUCAGACCUGGACGAGUGUAAGAAACCUUUUGGCAGCAGAGCAGUAUAUAUUCCUAGUAAAGAAUAAAAUUAUGAAUUGAUAAAUUUUCAUAGUUUCUGGGUCUUGAAAACUAUCACAACUUUUAUUAGAUAAAUUAAUAUCAAA
Schistosoma guineensis is the source of this 2198-nucleotide messenger RNA. Lineage: Eukaryota; Metazoa; Platyhelminthes; Trematoda; Strigeidida; Schistosomatidae. The record is from the annotation of a GenBank genome assembly.